Messenger RNA from Sabethes cyaneus, 1680 nucleotides. RefSeq lists its product as uncharacterized. Gene Ontology annotation, molecular function: nucleic acid binding. Gene Ontology annotation, biological process: DNA integration. Bases 1 to 1680 code for a protein of 559 amino acids. The record is from RefSeq and is a predicted model, not a curated record. Lineage: Eukaryota; Metazoa; Arthropoda; Insecta; Diptera; Culicidae. The transcript has a single exon.
AUGGGCAAUGCUGAUUUUUGCUCAAGAUUCCCUCUUCCAGAAAACGUACCCGUUGCUUUGCAAAAUGAAUUUAUAAAAAGUUUAAUUGUAUCCAAUGAGUUUCCGCUAGAUCAUGCGUUGAUUGCAAGUGAAUCACGAAAAGACUCGUUUUUGCAGCAAAUUUUUAACUACAUGAAGCAUGGUUGGCCGCAGAAUUUAGAUCGCAGUUUAGCCAAUGUUUAUGCGCAACACCAAGACCUGGAAGAAGUUGAAGGUUGUUUAUUGUACCAAGAUCGUGUCGUUAUUCCUGCUAGUUUACAAAAGCAAGUACUGCGUUUAUUGCAUAAAAAUCACUCAGGAAUAACCAAAAUAAAGCAGAUGGCCAGAAGGACAGUUUACUGGCAUGGCAUGAGUGUUGACAUCGAAGAUUUCGUAAAAACUUGUAGAGUGUGCUGCCAGAUGAAUGCAAUUCCAAAGCAAGUUCCGCAUUCUAACUGGAUUCCUACCACAAAACCGUUUGCCCGCAUUCAUGCGGACUUCUUUUAUUUCGACAAGAAAGUUUUCCUGGUCAUUGUAGACAGUUUCUCCAAAUGGCUUGAAGUUGAGUACAUGAAGUUUAGUACUGAUGCCAGGAGUGUAAAGUCGAAGUUUAUCAGCGUUUUUGCUAGAUUUGGGUUACCGGACGUAGUUGUUACGGACGGAGGACCACCGUUUAGCUCUAAAGAACUGAUUGAUUUUUUUCAGACACAUGGUAUCAAGGUUAUGAAGAGCCCGCCGUAUAACCCGUCCAGCAAUGGACAAGCAGAGCGCAUGGUAAGAGUGGUAAAAGAAGGUUUGAAAAAGUUUCUGUUGGAUCCAGAGAUGGCAAGGCUAAGUAUGGAAGAUAUGGUGUCAUAUUUUUUGUUUGGUUACAGGAACACAUGUUUGGAGGAUAACAGUUCGUUUCCUUCUGAAAAGCUGUUUAGUUUUAAGCCCAAGACGCUGUUGGAUUUGAUCCAUCCUAGGAAUAGUUUUAGAAAUCAUCUGACGAAGCGAGAGUCUAUGAAUAAACCUGUAUAUAGUAACAAAGCCAAACAACACCCAAAGUAUGACUGGAUUGAUAAGUUGCGCCCAGGAGAUCUAGUUUAUUAUAAAAAUUUUAGACCAACUGACAUUCGACGAUGGUUAGAAGCUAAAUUUCUAAAACGUGCUUCUUUAAACACAUUUCAGGUUUCCGUCGGAAGUCGGGUUUAUCUGGCGCACCGCAAUCAGCUGAAGCUGUUUGGCACCCGCAAGAAUCGUUACGGUUUGAUUUUUGCGAGGGAUGAGGGGAUUAGUAGUAACCGAAAACGAGCACGUGACGAUGACGAUGAAGGCGUUGACGACGAUGCUGACGAUUUUCUCGGUUUCGCAGCAGAUUCGUUUAUUUACCGAGGAACUGACGAUCAUCCCAAGGUUUGUGAAUCGAGAAGUGGAAGUGUAGCAACAAGUUUACCACCUGAGGAAGUAGAUCCCCAGGAAGGCCCAUCUACGCGGCAGUGGUCGCAAUCGAAGCCAUCGAAUCCAUCGUCGAGUUCCAGUGUACAGCCGAGGAAAAUACGUCGCUUCAAUACAUCGAAGCAAUCGAGUUUAGCGUCGAAAUCAAAGCGUCAUCCGUCGAGUUUACGACGUUCAACUAGAUCACAGUGUUUAAAGAAAAAUUCUGAUUUUAUAUACUAUUGA